Messenger RNA from Pseudopodoces humilis (Tibetan ground-tit), 1716 nucleotides. The record is from RefSeq and is a predicted model, not a curated record. NCBI's taxonomy places the organism in Eukaryota, Metazoa, Chordata, Aves, Passeriformes, Paridae.
AUGGCUCCAUGGCAGGUGUUCACCUGGAGCAAGAACCCCCACCAGCCAUCCCUGAACCCCCACCAGCCACCCCCCAACCCCCAGAACCCCAACCAGCCAUCCCUGAACCCCAACCAGCCAUCCCUGAACCCCCAGAACCCCCACCAGCCAUCCCUGAACCCCCACCAGCCACCCCCCAACCCCCAGAACCCCAACCAGCCAUCCCUGAACCCCAACCAGCCAUCCCUGAACCCCCAGAACCCCCACCAGCCAUCCCUGAACCCCCACCAGCCACCCCCCAACCCCCAGAACCCCAACCAGCCAUCCCUGAACCCCAACCAGCCAUCCCUGAACCCCCAGAACCCCCACCAGCCAUCCCUGAACCCCCACCAGCCACCCCCCAACCCCCAGAACCCCAACCAGCCAUCCCUGAACCCCAACCAGCCAUCCCUGAACCCCCAGAACCCCCACCAGCCAUCCCUGAACCCCCACCAGCCACCCCCCAACCCCCAGAACCCCAACCAGCCAUCCCUGAACCCCAACCAGCCAUCCCUGAACCCCCAGAACCCCCACCAGCCAUCCCUGAACCCCCACCAGCCACCCCCCAACCCCCAGAACCCCAACCAGCCAUCCCUGAACCCCAACCAGCCAUCCCUGAACCCCCAGAACCCCCACCAGCCAUCCCUGAACCCCCACCAGCCACCCCCCAACCCCCAGAACCCCAACCAGCCAUCCCUGAACCCCAACCAGCCAUCCCUGAACCCCCAGAACCCCCACCAGCCAUCCCUGAACCCCCACCAGCCACCCCCCAACCCCCAGAACCCCAACCAGCCAUCCCUGAACCCCAACCAGCCAUCCCUGAACCCCCAGAACCCCCACCAGCCAUCCCUGAACCCCCACCAGCCACCCCCCAACCCCCAGAACCCCAACCAGCCAUCCCUGAACCCCAACCAGCCAUCCCUGAACCCCCAGAACCCCCACCAGCCAUCCCUGAACCCCCACCAGCCACCCCCCAACCCCCAGAACCCCAACCAGCCAUCCCUGAACCCCAACCAGCCAUCCCUGAACCCCCAGAACCCCCACCAGCCAUCCCUGAACCCCCACCAGCCACCCCCCAACCCCCAGAACCCCAACCAGCCAUCCCUGAACCCCAACCAGCCAUCCCUGAACCCCCAGAACCCCCACCAGCCAUCCCUGAACCCCCACCAGCCACCCCCCAACCCCCAGAACCCCAACCAGCCAUCCCUGAACCCCAACCAGCCAUCCCUGAACCCCCAGAACCCCCACCAGCCAUCCCUGAACCCCCACCAGCCACCCCCCAACCCCCAGAACCCCAACCAGCCAUCCCUGAACCCCAACCAGCCAUCCCUGAACCCCCAGAACCCCCACCAGCCAUCCCUGAACCCCCACCAGCCACCCCCCAACCCCCAGAACCCCAACCAGCCAUCCCUGAACCCCAACCAGCCAUCCCUGAACCCCCAGAACCCCCACCAGCCAUCCCUGAACCCCCACCAGCCACCCCCCAACCCCCAGAACCCCAACCAGCCAUCCCUGAACCCCAACCAGCCAUCCCUGAACCCCCAGAACCCCCGGUGGCAGCGCCGGGGGUCCCACAGCCUCCGCAGGGCCUCGCCGAGCAGGAAAUGCAGAGCUUUGGAGUGGAAUCCAUCGCGGUAUUCCCGGCCGGAGCUCCCGGCGCGGCCGCGUGGAACCCCGCGCUCGGCUCCUCCAUGGUGA